This is a messenger RNA of Spirometra erinaceieuropaei, 6868 nucleotides long. Lineage: Eukaryota; Metazoa; Platyhelminthes; Cestoda; Diphyllobothriidea; Diphyllobothriidae. The record is from the annotation of a GenBank genome assembly.
AUGCAGAAUAUCCCGAUAGAUACCCUCUCUGAUGUGUCGGAUAGCGACUCCGAAGCAGAACAGCGCUGUUCUUCGCCGCCUACUAGUGCAUUCCCUCAGUCCUCAGAGGCCUCCGUUUCAGGUUCGCGUCAGCUGAGUUUUACUUCUUGCUACCUGUAGGUACUGCAACGUCUGCCGCCCAAUCGUUUCUGCGAAGCAACCGACGCAAGCGUAAAAUUAAAAGGUACCUUUUAGUCACUCUUAACUCGGAAAGGUUUAAGGGUGAUGCGUCACUUUGUAGUGACCCCGAAAUGACAAAAUGGUGGAAGAGACGAUACGAUCUAUUUGAACGGUUCGACGAUGGUAUCGAAUUAGACAAAGGUAAAUUGCGGCUCUUCUCAACUUAGCGGUAGCAUUAUCACUUACUUUAUCACCACGUAAACAUAUUCUUGCGGUCUGAGCACCUAUUUUUCAAAACUGUACAACUCGAUUUUCCGGUGAGUCUGAUGGGUAGAUUUGUACAGAAGUGUUUUGGGCUUAAUUACCUUCAUUCAGCCAAUAAUAACCCUGACCAAUAGCUAAAACCGGAAGCAAAGAUGCUGCCAUAGCCUAACCAACUUCGACCUGGCAGGUGGUUGUCCGUUCGCGGUUUCUGUAAGCAGCCCUUCCAUGACUCUAAAUUACUUAAACGCACUUGACACAAGGCAAUAACGAACCUGUCGAUGCAGGGCAACCUGACCCUUGACUCACAUUACUCACCCAACCAGUCAGCCUCACCCAUACGAAGCUUGUUUGCUUCGGGUAGUGGACAGAUCGGUGUGCGCCCAUUCAUGAAUGAAUAUAUUGGCUAGCCGAAGCAAAAAAGCCUUGUAUGCAGCUCGAUCCCGCGACCUGUUGGUUAGAAGUCCAACGCCCCUAGCCACGGAGCUCGUUGUCCUGUCGGUUGCGAUCGGGAAUACUAGCAAUGCUAGAGUAACACGUACCGGUCGCGUUACGGGACUCAACUUUCCCAAUGUGCCUUUGGGGUCUCCCUCGAGCCCCGACAAUCUUUCGGCCUCGAAUAGAGAACAGCAGGUGUGAAUUUCGGAAGGAGUCCAUAGAAGCGCCGUCAAAGUAGUGCCCGCACACAGCCAGCCGGUGUUUUAGGCUGAACUGCCAUUUGUCCCGCUUCCAUUCAUUUGUGAACACUUUUGUACUUUAAUGUAGGAACGUGAUUACUUUCAUUCAAUACAAUAGAUCUGAAUCGUCGAUUUUUAGUGUUACUUGAUAGCACCCAUGCGGUAGCAAUUACCUCCGCCACUUUGAAGGAAAAUAUAGGUUAGCGCUAAUUGGUGAACUCUAAAUUCUGGAAAAAGGCUCUUUGUUUGCGUUUUUGCCGGAAAAUGUACACUAUUUAAUUCAAUAAUUAAGUCGUCCCUCACUCUCUCUCUCUUGCCUGUCGCAAGUGUAUUUCUUGUUGGUUGCCGGCGGUGUCGGGUUGAUGUCAUUCUAACCUUACAGUUGCUGAAAGUCCCACACCGAGGUCGGUCAGCGGUAAUUUGUCCAGCUAGGGCCGAGGUUGAGUUUUCGUGAGCAUACUUAAAAUCACAAAACACAGCUUUGCCGGACAGAUCAAUUCCUUAAGUUGGAAGGCGGAAGGUCCUCCUUGCCGCUGUGGUCUGGGCAGAGUCGUUCAGUGCCUUCAAUCCGUGUUUUGACAAGUGUUGGCCAAAAGCUAAGACCAGCUGAGAAGAUGGCGCACCUUGCGAGCACGAGAUCAUCCAAAAUCUCUCAAAUGGUACGGACGUUAAGUGGAAUAGCAUUACUGACAAAGACAGGUGAAACUGAGGUGGCCAUUUCUGGCUUGUUGGCCGUCGUCAGCCAACCAUAUCCAACCCCGGGGUGUGGAACACCUGGAGAUGGAUCCCUCUACCUGUUGGUUAAAAGUCCAACGCCCCUAACCACUGAGCCACAAAGCUCGUCCUGUAGGUUGCUGGCAGGGCUCGAAAGAGGGCUCCGAAGUAAAACGGAAAAAGUGAGUUUCGUAACGCUGUCGGUGAGCGCCCCCCUACCGUUGUAUAUACCCGAUCGCAACCGACAGGACAACGAGCUCGUGGCUCAAUGGUUAGGACGUUAAACUUCUAACCAACUAGUCGCGGGGUUGGGCAUGGCUGGCUGACGAAGGCUACCAAACCAGAAAUGACUAUUCCAGUCCCCCUUGUGUUUGUGGGUUACGCUACUCUGCAUGUAUAUAUUUUUGACGGACAUUAGUCCUUUGGGAAAUUUUCGACUCCGGUUCCUCAGGCCGUCAUGAGACGUAUAGUGCGAAAACAACUUAAGUUUAAACAUGCCUGAAAAAAGUUGAUAUUGCUUUUUCAUUGCUACUGCGGGCUGACACUAAUUUUGAUUAGCUAUCGCCUUUCCCAUUUUUAUUUGAAAUUUGUGUACAUGGCGUCUCAAGCGGUGUGCCGAUUGAUGCAUGAAUCAUCUGAUUGUAUGGCCCCCAGAAAUUCUCGGCAUUCCUUAUAUGGGCAGAAAAUGACAACUUGUUAUAUCCAAAGCAGAUUUGUGCCUAGUUUCUAGCGUCUGCAUGGCAACUUUGGAUAAGUGGUAUCGUCUCUUUACUGCCAACUUGUGUUCAUGUAGGCGUGUAGAGGCUGAUUUUCCAAUUUAACCUUAGUACACUGCAUCGCAGGUGCCACAUGGGGUCUUGUAGACGACUUCUUUUCCAUCCAUAUAGCCAACCCUGUCCCUUGGGUUUACAAACCGGUUGCAUAGCGUAGUCGUCGGGUUGUGCGCCACUUCUCUUUGGUGCUUCUUAGAUGUCUUUCAAUCAGUUCAAACACAUUUUAACGUAAGGAAGUGGUCGCCAGUUUUUCGGCUUGGGUGCCUGAUCAAAACAACAUGUUUCCUUAUCUUUUUAUUUUGAUCCCUGAUGUCUUAUGCAUCGGCGUACAACAUCUCUCGGGUAGCCAUUUCGGGAAAACAGAUCGAACAGAUAGUAACCUCCGUUCUGAGAGCAGUAUGUCGUUGCUCGAUUAAGUGGACUGUUAAGAUCACUCCGUUUCCGAGUAACAGGGUGAUUGCGCUACUGGAAGACGAAGUAAAUGUGUUCUUUGGGAAAUCGAACAAACUUUGUUUCCAAACUUUUCGACUCUGGUCUUCCAGGCCGUCGUCAGACGUGCAGUAAGUAUGGGUAUGACUGGCGGACGUUGGCUAAUAAGCCAGAGAUGGUCAUUCCAGUCUGCCUAUACCACGCAUCGCUGUGCGGCUGCUGGCGGGGCUCGAGAGAGAGAGAGAGCCCGUAAGACACAACGGAAUGAGUGAAUUCUGUAACGCGGUGGGCACCUCCUCCUCCGCACUACGGAAAUCCGCGCCGGAGGGCAGUUCUUCAGUACGCAGGCUGGCAGGAGUUAUACCCGUAACUCGUCUCGAGUAGUCGUAUACAGACCAUUGGGCUACUUUCCUGGAAAUAUUCUUCAUUCGCGUUAGUGAUUUUGAUCCCAAAAAAAUAUGAACUUCAUCUGCGUCACCUUGAGUCAGGAUGUUGGUAUGCAUGUUGCUUGUACGGGACAGCAGUCUCACGUGUUCUCCGUUUACUGAAUGCGACUUUCGAUGGCUUGAUUGUUUGCCGAUUAAUUCCCUUCUGUAAAACAGUUGAGAGGUUUUUCUUCCCCAGAGCUCUGUUUUCCCCUCUAGAGUCCUGGUAUAGUGUUACGCCCGAGAUUAUCGCCCGUCACCAAGCCCGGAAGUGUUCCUGUGGCCUUAUUAUCGAUGGUUUCGCGGGGGUCGGCGGCAACUCCAUCCAGUUCUCGCAGACCUGCGCUUUUGGUGAGUUUCAACACUAAGACAUAGCCUUUAUUUAUCUCCUGCCAUUACUAUUUUAGUCCUAGUUUCGUUCCCCUUGUUUUGACGAGCACACUUUACUCUCGUAGAGGGCCGCUCACCGAUCGUUUUUACAGAACUCACUCGUCCCGUUGUGCCUUACGGGCUCUCUCUCUCUCUCUCUCUCUCUCUCGAGUUCAACCGGCAGCCGCACAGCGGCGCAUGGCUGACGACGGCUAAUAAGCCAGAAAUGGCCAUUCCAGUCUCCCUUGUCUUUGUCGGUAAUAACAUACUGCCUAUAUCAUGCGCCGCUGUGCAGCUGCUGGUUGGGCUUGAUAGAGAGCCCGUAAGGCACAACGGAACGAUUGAGUUACGUUGAAACGAUCGGUGAGCGCCCCUCUGCCGUUGUAUAUUCCCGAUCGCAAUUGGCAAGACAACGAGCCCGUGGCUCAGUUGUGUGAGGCGUUGGACUCCUAACUUGCAGGUUGCGUGAUCGAGCCCCAGGUGUUCCACACUUCGGGAUUGGCUAUGACUGGCUGACGACGGCUAAAAACCAGAAGUGGCCAUUCCAGUCUCCCAUGUCUUUGUCGAUAAUACCACAUUUAACUCUGUUUCAUCAUGAAGCAAGUUCUUAUUUUUGCAUUCAGGUGUUCUUGCAUUAACUUUCAUGGUCCUACCACAUUGUUCGUACGUGAAGAUGGAUGUUAACCGACAGCGGGCCAAGCUGGCGGAGGGACAAGUUAGGACACAGGACGCGUUAUUCGGGCUGAGCACCCGUAACAAAUACCACACAUGGUGGCGAACCUAGAUGCAGACUCAUGCUGCUUGCGCCAAAUCCGGGGGCCGACCGGCUCCGACUGUGGACUGGCGUCGUCCUUUGUGCCGCACGUGUGUGGUACGCGCAGACGGGCUGUUUAGUCGGAUCUCGCCUCCCGGUCUUCUUAAAACUGAGCUCGUGUGAAUGAUGGAGGUGGUGCUGCGGUGGAUGCAGUGCCAGUCCACUAUCAUUAUGGGCGAAUUCACGCGCAGGUCAUCGUCCCUGCAGUUUCGGAAAAAAGGAGUACACUGGGACUGAGUUCCCCUCAGCUUCUCAAGUUCUCCCUACACAGUAUCGGUAGUAAAACAAAACAAUGAUGUAGUCGCCUUGGGUUCCUCGCUGCGCCCUGCGUCCUGUUUGACGGCUCCGCUCAUCGUUCGCCCUGACCGGUUGAUAGUGUCACAGUUAAAAGUACGCCAAGGACAUCGUCCAUUGGACCACUGCGUCGAAUUUACGGGCCAGAGCUAGUCUGUUGAAUGAGCCAUCUUCCACCUCGUCUAUGGUUAUUCUUCUUGGUCGUAACAUAUCCUUCUUCCUAUUUUUUUCACUUGUUUUCUUUUUGUUCUUUGUCAACUGAAAAUCUUUCUACGUUUUUGUUUAAAUAACCUUUACAGCAAUAAGUAUGCAUUUAGUCUCAAGACCUGUCUGUUGCUUUUCGAGGAGCACUAUCAGUGCGUGUCAAAUAAGUCGAUCGAAACUUAAGGCAGGUAGCAAGAAGGGACUGUGUCUGUAAGCGCACUCUGCGCUCUGGUUGGUCCUCUGAAAUCGUAUUGGUUUUUAGUAAUAUUCAAAAAAGCCAUUUACAGUUUUCGUGGGACCAGACAGUCAGAAAAGUGCGGAUGUCCAGGGCGACUGUACGCAGACAGUUGUCCUUUAGGUUAUAGCGGUUUCUGAAGAGAACUCGCUGCGAUUAUUUCCAUUUUUACAUCCUAUUUUCUUAUUGUUCUUCGCCAUCUAAUGUUUUAGUCCAACUAGGUGGUUACACAAUACUACUACUGGAUUUAUAUCAUGUAGCCGUAGACUAAGCUAAGGAGUGUGCGAUCUCAACUCCGCUCGGCACAUUCCCCACAUAUGACGCAAACGUACUAGUCACGCAGUUAUCGGUAUGAGUCUCCAAUCAUUCGGCGGAGCUAAGUUCUUGGUCUCCUAUUUCAUGCAGCGAUUUUUGCUUCAGUGCGUUUUGGAAUUCUUGGUCGAAAUCGUUUCAAAGAUCUAUUUUUGGCAUGCAAGUUCGAUUUAAAACUGCUUUUGGCUCCAAUUAAUAAGAUGUCUCCGCUUGCGUGAAAAUUCCCAUCUGCCUUUUUAUUGUCUCUGUUGACUUUAGUAAUCAGCAUUGACAACUGUGUAGAGCGUCUCGGUCUUCUUCGAAAGAAUGCCGCGGUUUACGGAGCAACGAGCAAAAUUGACGCCAUUUGUGGUGACCUGGCCCGUGUCCUGUCAGCUCUCCGAUCGGGACCCAUCGCGUCCCGCUCUCCUUCGACGAUUGAACCGGCAGAAAAACCCGUAUGUCCGUCUGAACAAGUCUCGCGCCACUCGUCCCGCGAGGAAUCAAAUCCGCUGCAUGCCGACGCGGAGAAGUCGUCGGUUGCUUUGGCCGCGACGUUAGCAGGAUCAGAUCUUUCCGCUGAGGGGACUCCGGGUCCCGCAGACACAAAUUCACUCGGCCUGCUCUCGCCCCCAACCUGUAAAGAACCCCUACUGGCGGACACUGAAAAUACGGUUCCGAGAGAGUCAGACGAGACGCUUAAUUGUGAAAAGGAACCCUCAAGUGCACCAGAGACACUCUUGCCUCCCACCGAAGACAAUUCUACAAUGGCGACUGUAACCUCCGAAAGCGAAGCAUCAGCUGCUUCAAAGGAGCCGCAAAUGUCAGCUGGCAUUGUCGAUGUGGUCUUCAUGUCGCCGCCCUGGGGUGGACAGCACUACAAGGAGCGCGUCUUGCCUCCGGGUGCCUCCAGUUGGAAUCGGAAGCGUCGCAAGUUAUGGUUCGAAACCCUCGGUGACGAGCCAGAGCCCUUCUUCAACCUCGAGGACAUUGAAGUCCUCCCGGGCGCCAUGGCUGCAGCGCGGCGGCUGACCAAUCGUGUUGUUGUCUACCUACCCAGAAACACUGCCAUUGGGCAAUUGCUGAAGUUGGGUUGGCGCGACAUGACUGACUGCCGAGACCGGGUUGAUGUCGCCAUUGAGGACUACUGGCUGCGUGGACGCCGUCUUGCCGUGGCGGCAUAUGUUGGUGAUUUCAACGACUUUGGGACCACGGAAGACUAA